Molecule: messenger RNA, 2637 nt
Organism: Lytechinus pictus (painted urchin)
Lineage: Eukaryota; Metazoa; Echinodermata; Echinoidea; Temnopleuroida; Toxopneustidae
Product: procathepsin L-like
Exons: 7
Coding region: 376-1377 (333 amino acids)
Biological process (GO): immune response; positive regulation of peptidase activity; positive regulation of apoptotic signaling pathway
Cellular component (GO): lysosome
Molecular function (GO): cysteine-type endopeptidase activator activity involved in apoptotic process; cysteine-type endopeptidase activity
Source: RefSeq, a predicted model, not a curated record
GUUUACUUUAUUCUUUCUUUAGUGCUGUAUACCUGAGCAGGCUUUCGGAAUAUAAACAGUUUUACCCCCGCCCCCGCCCCAUGACGAAAGCUGGAUCCGCCAUUGCCCUCACUCUCUGCUUCUUCAUUGUCUCCCAUAUGUCUCCCAUAAAUAAAUAAAUCUUGAAUCACGUGGUACAUCCCGGAUUCACGUGAUAGUGGUUAGACAUGUGACACAGAAGGAAAGAGAGAGAGUGUGUGUGAGAGACAAGACAGCUAGAGAGAGCGCGAAAUGUUUUUAUUUAUAUAAAUAGACGUCACAAACACUACUGAUCACUUUGCUUCUGCAUACUCCUCCCCUAUUCAGCUUCACACACGAGCCUUAUAUCAAAAGACCAUGAAGUAUCUCGUUAUCUUGUUACUCUGUGCGGUUGGCGCCCUUGGUGCCAGAGUUCCAUCACGUGACCUGGAUGAAGUAUGGAGUGAAUGGAAGUCGAAGAAUGGCAAGAUGUACGGAGGCGUAGAAGAGGAAAAUAACAGGCGAAAGAUCUGGGAGGAUAAUCUUAGGAUCAUCGAGAAGCAUAACAUUUUGCACAGCUUGGGAGAAAAGACAUACCGUCUUGGCAUGAACGAGUUUGGCGACAUGACAAGUGCAGAAUUUGUAGCGACGAGGACCAUGAAGAGGUUAUCAAAUAGGCCAUCUGUUCAUGGAUCUACCUUUCUCCCCUCGGAGUUCCUUAAGCUUCCUAAGUCUGUAGAUUGGAGAACAAAGGGAUACGUCACGCCAAUUAAGGAUCAGGGUGCAUGUGGAUCCUGUUGGGCCUUCAGUACCGUGGGUGCCUUGGAAGGCCAACAUUUCGCUCAGACUGGUAAACUGGUGAGCUUGAGCGAACAGAACCUGGUGGAUUGCUCUGGUGCUGAAGGUAACGACGGUUGUGAAGGUGGUUGGCCAGCCUGGGCAGAUGGAUACAUCAAGAGUAAUGGAGGAAUCGACACAGAAACUGGAUAUCCUUACGUAGGACAGGAUGAAACUUGCCACUUCCGAACAUCGGACAUUGGUGCGACCAUAACUGGUUUCUCUGAAAUCGAGGCUGAAAGUGAGAAAUCACUAGAGAAGGCUCUUGCCCAGGUCGGUCCAAUCUCUGUAUGUAUUGAUGCCAGCCAGCCAUCCUUCCAGCUUUACGAGUCAGGUGUGUACAACGAGCCUGACUGCUCCUCAACCUUAUUGGACCACUGUGUUACAGCUGUGGGAUAUGAUGUCACAGAGAACAACCAAGAUUACUACAUCGUGAAAAACAGCUGGGGAACGACAUGGGGUCAAGAAGGAUACAUCUGGAUGUCACGUAAUCAAGAUAACCAGUGCGGUAUUGCUACAAACGCCACCUACCCAUUGGUUUAAACAUUAACUGCCUAAAUAUAAAUAUGCAAAUGGUACCGUGUGUUUGGGGCCGGAGGGGGGUGAGAAAAAAAUACUGAAAAAAUGCGUAUUCACACUAUGCUACCAUUUUCUUUAUUCUCACUCCACUCUUAACACUUCCAGUGUCACUCUUCCAUUCUCACUCUGUCUAUCUCCUCCACUCUAUUUCGAUUGGCUUUCAUUUCUUAAUAUGAUAUCAAACUAUAGUGUCGUCCUCAAUGUAGCUUUGCCACUGUGAAAGAAAUAUCAUGACAUCCAUGAUCAAUUAUCUUGAUUUUGUUCUAGGUGGAACAUAAUGUUCAAAAUUCUUAAAGGACAAGUCCACCCCAACAAAAACUUGAUUUGAAUAAAAAGAUAAAAAUUCAACGAGCAUAACACUAAAAAUUUCAUCAAAAUCGGAUGUAAAAUAAGAAAGUUAUGACAUUUUUAAGUUUCGCUUCAUUUCACAAAACAGUUAUAUGCGCAUCCCGGUCGGUAUGCAAAUGAGGGAACCGAUGACAUCACUCACUCACUAUUUCUUUUGUAUUUUAUUAAAUGAAAUAUUUUGAUUUUCUCGUCAUUGUCAUGUGAAAUGAAGUUUCAUUCCUCCCUGAACACGUAGAAUUCCAUUAUUUUAACAUUUUGUGGUUCAGGCAAUGAGGUCCUAAUCGUCAAAUUCGUAAAAAUUGAAGUAUUAUUCAAACAAUAAAAAACAAAAGAAAUAGUGAGUGAGUGACAUCAUCGUCUCUCUAAUUUGGAUGUCACUGGCUCGUUCAUAUAACUAUUUUGUUGAAAAUAAGCGAAACUUUGAAAUGUCAUAACUUUCUUAUUUUACAUCCGAUUUUGAAUAAAUUUUUAGCAUUGUGCUUAUCUGAUUUUUCUCUAUUGAUUCAAAUCAACAUUUUUCUGAGGUGGACUUGACCUUUAAAUGGUAUCAAUGUGUUUUUACGCAAAGGAAAUUUUCCAGUACUUGAUGAUAAUGAAACCAUUUUUUCGAUCAUGGAACUAUGUUUUUAGUAAUUUAUUUACAGAAAAGAGAUUACGGUCCAACAUGGAGAGGACCCAAUAUUACAUUGUUUGGACUAUGAGCCCCGUCCAAGAUCAAUAUGUGAUAUGAUUGUGUGUACAUAAAAAAACCGAUGAAAAGUAUAUUAAUUUCAUAAUUUAAAUAAUCUCUCGCAUUUAAUAAAAGUACUAUAUCCUCUGAUUAUAUUUUUGUACGCUGUUAGUUUUUCUGAAAUUAAAGAAUAAUUUUGCAUAAAA